Nicotiana tabacum (common tobacco) is the source of this 732-nucleotide messenger RNA. Lineage: Eukaryota; Viridiplantae; Streptophyta; Magnoliopsida; Solanales; Solanaceae. The record is from RefSeq and is a predicted model, not a curated record.
AUGACGAUGCUUUCACAACCACCCCGAUUCCCUUCUCUAGAUUCAAUCCCUGACCAUUUUCCUUUAUCAAUACGAGAAACAACCAAUACUCCAACUGUUAUCGCCACAAACCCCACAACUCAAGUCGUACUGCCAUAUAUACCUGCGGCACACACGGCUACACAUGAGCGGUAUGUUCCACCUGUAUAUGCCGCUUUUGAUCCCACCUUUACAACGCCCGUCACGGUCAGAGUAUCCUAUGAGAUAGACCAAUAUGCCGAAAUAAAGAGAGAGCCAAAAUGCAAGGAAGAAGAAUCAGUGUCAGAACAACUACGAGUAUUGAGGAAACAAAUGAAAAACCUCCAAAUUGCUCGAGGGAGUGAGAGCUUGGAUUAUGAGGACCUAUUCACACAUCCCGAUGUUGACAUGCCCGAAAGGUACAAGCCUCCAAAGUUUGAUAUUUUUUAUGGAAUAGGCGACCCCCACGCUCAUUUGAGGGUAUAUUGUGACAAGUUGGUCGGAGUAGGGAAAAACGAAAAGUUAAGAAUGAAGUUGUUAAUAAGGAGUCUGAAUGGAGAAGCUCUUACUUGGUAUACCAGACAAUACCCCAGGAAUUGGAGGGUAUGGAAGGAAAUGGAUGAAGAUUCUAUGAAUCGCUUCAGAUUCAACACUGAGAUCAACCCGGACAGAUUCGCUUUGGUGAAUCUACAAAAGAAGCCCUCUGAAUCAUUUCAAGAAUAUGCUCGCCGCUAG